Molecule: messenger RNA, 984 nt
Organism: Cicer arietinum (chickpea)
Lineage: Eukaryota; Viridiplantae; Streptophyta; Magnoliopsida; Fabales; Fabaceae
Source: RefSeq, a predicted model, not a curated record
UUAUUCUGUUAAGAGUUUGUUUGGCUCAACUAACUCUCUCUCUCUCUCUCUCUAUAUAUAUAUAUAUAUGAUGCACAGUGUAAUAUUCAUAACAGUUAAAAAAAAUAUAGUGACAGAUUCAGUUUUCUCUCUGUGUGAGUGUGUAUGUGUGUUAUGGAGUUUCCUGACGUUGAUGAUAAUAUUUAUCUUGACGACCUUGAUGAUAUGGACAUGAGUUCAAAUGUGAAUGAAGUAAAACCUUCAUCGAGCAAUUUGGUAAAAAGAGAGAGAAAGAAUGUAGAGAAUCGUUUUGAGGAGUCAGUAAACUCUAAUUCUAUAGUUAUGCGAAGUGAUUCACAGCAUGUGAAAGAAGAAAACACGGAAGUUGAAUCCAGGGUGAAACAAGAUAGUUUCCCUUGCUCAGAGUAUGAAAAGGAGAAACCAGAAUUAAAGGGACCUAUAACGACUUUCUCCCAAUAUAAAGAAUAUGUGCAGGAGUACCGUCAUAAACAUGGGAGUUAUAUCUCCCUGCACAAGAUUUUGGAGGAUUUCAGGGCUGAGUUUAAGAAACUAGGCGAAGAGUUAGAAAAUGCUAAAAGAAAUGGCCAUAUGGAUAGACAUGAACAAAUUUCAAAACAAAUUAAGGAAACCUAUCUGCGAUACGGUUCUAUACACAAGAGACAGAAGAAAAUAUUUAUAGUUCUUCAUGAAGAACUGAAGAAUAUUAAUCAAAGGAUUAAAGACUUUGUUGCGUCCAAGAGAAAGUGAAAAUUUUGGUAGAGCCGUAUAUUUGUACAUAAAUUGAUUUUGUUUAUGCCUAGGUCUGAGACUUUUUUUGGAUUAGCAUAAUCUUCAUUUUUUUCAUGUCUGGAUAAAUGUAAUAUUUUUCUUGUCAAACAAGUUUAGAUUGUUUCAACCUCCACAUUUAUGGCCAAAUUUGAGACUGAAAUUUCAAGCUCAUAAGCCAUAGAAAUGAAUAAAAAUAGAAAGGCACAUUCUUCAUUU